Cannabis sativa is the source of this 2291-nucleotide messenger RNA. RefSeq lists its product as uncharacterized. The coding region runs from base 131 to 919 and encodes 262 amino acids. Lineage: Eukaryota; Viridiplantae; Streptophyta; Magnoliopsida; Rosales; Cannabaceae. The record is from RefSeq and is a predicted model, not a curated record. The transcript has 2 exons.
GAUUGAUCUUAAGAGGCUAUUGAUUUUCCUUUAUAAAGCACGAUUCAAGUACUCUUCUUCUCAUCUCUCUCUCUCUCUUCUUUCGUUUCUCUUUGAUUUCAGUCUGCUACUUGUUUUUCUUUCUUUGAAAAUGGAUGAAUUUCUUAACAAUGUUAACCCUACUAAUGAUUCUCCUACCCCCAUUAGUCUCCUCCUUAAGCUUCACACAGUCAAGCCCUUUAAUUGCCCUUCUCUAAUGAAAGCUCUUUUUGGUAUUUGGUCGUCGCAGUGUCAUUUUCCUGUUUCUGUUUCUGAACAUGUCGAUGGUCUUUUCCUGGUCACCUUUGGGUGUGAGGGGGAUAAGGGUAGAGUUUUAAAAGGCCAACCUUGGCACUUUGCUCAAAGUAUUACUAUCUUUGCUGCCCCUGAGAGUUCCUUUCCCAUUACUCCUGAAAACCUUCAUUAUGUCCCCUUUUGGAUCCAAGUUUAUGGUAUCCCUUUUAUGUGUAAGUCAUAUGAGUUGGUUAGGUUCAUUGCUUCUGAAAUUAGUGAUCUUAUAGAGGUUGAUAAGGAUACGGUCAAGGAGGGUACUAGGCCGUACCUGAGAAUAAGGAUUCUCUUAGAUGUUAAUUUGCCUAUACGCAAAGGUAUGAAUAUCAGAUUCAUUAAGAGGGGAAGAGAGUUUGUCAAGUGGUUAGAUUUUAAAUAUGAGAGGCUUCCUGACUUUUGUUUCUUCUGUGGAAAGUUAGAUCACACUAAACGUUAUUACCGUGCUUACUUGCAAAAUGUGAUGAGAAUCAUACUGCUCCUACUUGUCCCUUUACCAUUCUUCUUAGAGGAAAAUAGAAGAUUUCAAAUAAAUCUAUACCUUUCCAGUAUCCUCAUCCUCCUGCCAUCACUAUGGUUGAGGUGGACCUUGUGUAAUAUCCGCUUUUCUUGAAGGGUAAUUAUUUUUUUUAUACUUAGUUUAUUUUGUUUACUAAUGGAGAUAAUUUAUCAUUUUGAAUAUUUAUGAGUUUAGUGGAGUAUGAGAUUUUUUUAGUGACAAUAAAAUUUCUUUUAUUUUUAUUUUAUUUUGAGGGUGUGUAUAAUGUUAGAUAAAUAACUAAACUAUAUUAGAGAUAAUUUAAUAUUUAAUUAUUUAUGAAUAGUAUUAUAGGUAUAUUAACAAUAAUAAUAUGGGUAAAUAUAUUGUAGCAUAUUUGUAUUUAAUUUAUUAUUAUUUUAUUAUUAUUAUUAUAGAUUAUGGUAUAUACAUACGAUACACUUUUUUAUAUAUAUAUUUUAUUAUUUUUUUAAAAAAAAAAAUUAAGUUAUUGAUCUAGGGUUAAGAUUAGAGUUUGGGAGUAUAUAUAGGAUGCUUAUGAGAUACUUUUAGGGUUUAGAACGCAUAAAGAAGUUGAAGGGAGGAGGCUGUGUGCAGAGAGAGAGAGAGACCGAUAGAGUUUCAUGUGAAGCUUAGAGAGAGAAAGAGAGAUUUGAGUUCUUGGAGAGCUAGGCUGUUUGGAGAGUUUUCAUUGGGUUUCUUAGGUUGUAAUUAGGGGUUUAAACGCAUUGAAACAGCCCUUGAACGCCCAGAAUGAAAUUCACCAUUUUCAUGCACAUUCAUCCACGUUCUUGAACAAUCUUGGAUUCAAAUGUGUUAGAGUCAUUUCUGGGUUAAAAUAAGAUUUUGUUUAAACUUAAGGGACUCCUAGAAGACGUUUUGACGUGAAGAAUCGAAGCUUUAAGGCCCCAAACAAAAAUUGCCAUUUUUGGCUCCAUGAUUGACGGUACACCGAAGUUGGAGAAGAUGACUCCGAUCUGACGCAUUAGGGCUGUUAUGUUGGGUAGUUCUUGAUUGUUUUGAGGUCAUUAGCAUUGUGGAAAGCUUCCCCAAUCGAAAGGACGCGUCCAGAGCAAUCGGGAACAAAGUUACACUUUGCUGGCGACAAAACCGACGUGAACGCCGACGACCACGAUCUGGGUAGUUUUGAGGAUCUUGUUCUCAACAAGGAAACUCAUUGAGGUGCUUGGAGUAGCAAGAAGGUGUUCUUAACAACUGAGGUAAGAAGAGUGGACAUCUAUGCACAGGGUGUAUAUUGAAACAUACAACUUUAUUGUGGGUUUGAUGUUCAUGUGUUUAUGAGAUUUUGUACUAUGGAUUGUUGUUUAUCCCCUAACAUGUAAUCCACACCUCGAGCUCGCCAUCCUCACUAUUCAGUUUUGUCUUUACCUGCACAUAGAGUACCCAUGAGCUAACGCCCAGUAAGAAGAGUUAUGUAGGACAUAACCACCCAACUAGAUAACAUAGCCAUAAACAUAACAAUAUC